AUGGAUGAGGUACUGGCUUCGGUUGCUGAGACAACAAAGAACUUUGCGGUUAUAUACCUGGUGAACAUCACAGAGGUGCCCGACUUCAAUACAAUGUAUGAGCUGUAUGACCCAUCAACGGUGAUGUUCUUUUUCAGGAACAAACACAUAAUGAUUGAUCUUGGCACCGGAAACAACAACAAGAUCAACUGGGCUUUAAAGGACAAGCAGGAGUUCAUCGACAUUGUCGAAACAGUGUAUCGUGGGGCCAGGAAGGGACGUGGUCUGGUCAUUGCACCCAAAGACUACUCCACUAAGUACCGCUAUUAAGCCCUUGAGCUACUUCUUGUUCCAUUGCAAACUGUUUUAUAAAUCAAAAACAUGUUUGUAUUAAGCUUGGAAUUCUAAUUGGGUGAAUAUGUGGAGGAUAUCGUAUGUACAAGUACUCUCUGUUAGGCUUUUGCCUUUUCAUUGGAUGUCUGGGCAUGGAUCAAGUACUCUCUGUUAGGCUUUUGCCUUUUCACUGGAUGUCUGGGCAUGGAUCGACCAUGUAUUGCUAUCUAAAACAUAUCAGCACUUUAUCUGGCAACUCACUGGAGCAUGUUAGUCUGCAUUUGUAUGUAUAUAUUUUCAUCGUCUGCUUUUCUCAUUA
Camellia sinensis is the source of this 631-nucleotide messenger RNA. The record is from RefSeq and is a predicted model, not a curated record. Lineage: Eukaryota; Viridiplantae; Streptophyta; Magnoliopsida; Ericales; Theaceae.